GGCUGUAAAUAACUUGCAUGAUGGAUGCUACUGUCGAGAAGACAGACGUUGCUCAUAUUUGAACAAAAAGUGGGAUUUUAGGAGUUUAAACAACAAUGGUGACUUUAUUGGCUGAGUUGCUUUUUCUCCUGCUAUUUUGCAGAGGACAAGUUUAUGCAGUGUCAUUCUUUGGCGACAGCUCCAUCCAGCUGCAGACUGUCCAAGCAUCCUUUCAGACGGUGCUACGUGUGCAGUUUAGAACUUCCAGCCAACAAGGCCUGUUAUUUUUGGCUGCGGGGCCUGCAGACUUCUUGCUGUUGGAGGUGACCUCGGGGCGCCUACAGGUUCGUGUGGACCUUGGCUCAGGUGAGCAUACUCUGCGCUCAGAAAGGGACAUCAACCUCAGUGACCUCGCAUGGCAUUCUGUAGAAGUCACUCACACGCAUCAUCAUGUCUCCAUCACCAUGGACCGAAGAGCUUACUCUAGCAUUGUGAUACCAGGACCUGAUCUGGAGCUCAGUGUAGAUGCCCUUUUUGUUGGUGGAGCAUCAGGACUUAAUCUUCCACACAUUCUCAACAUCUCUGCUGGGUUUAGAGGUUGUUUAGAUGAAGUUAUCCUCAAUGAACUCAACCUGCUGUCUAGCCUAAAGUCUUUUCCUGGGUACAAGAAGGUCCAUGAGGUGUCUUUGGGGUGUAGUGAGUUGUUUUCAGCUACAGAAGCCGAUGUGGCCCAUUUUUUCAGCUCUGAAGCAUUUAUCUCUCUUUCACCAUGGGACGCGCAACAAAAACGGGUGUUUGAAUGUGAACUGCACCCCUCUGGGAGAGAAGCCGAUGGUAUAGUCCUGUACAGCUCUGGUAUGCUGGGAGGUGUUUUGCUAGAGAUUAAAGGUGGUCACCUGGUGGCAACGGUUGGAACUGUGCAAGGGAAUAAGGCUAAAUUGCAUUCCCGCACGCACCUCUACAGCAAGCUCACAUGGUAUCCCAUUCAGUUCCAACUACUACCCCAUACUGUCCAGCUGAAGGUAGGUGAAGAGUUGCUCCAGGCCAGUCUAGGGUUGCAGAACAUCCAUCUUAAAGGACCACUCUUUCUGGGGGGCAUAAAUGAACAAGCAUGGAGAGAAGCAAAGCAAACAGGAUUGAUGUCUUCCAAUACUCAGCUGCAAAUCAUUGAGAGCAGAAGCUCUUUCAGAGGCUGCCUCAGAGAAAUAAAAGUAAACACCCAAAUAACUGGACUCCCUCAUGCUGUUGUCUCCAAAGAUAUCAGCCUGGGGUGCAAGAUGGGCCAACAUUCAGAGACCAUGUCUACAACCAGAUCGAUAUAUGUUCACGAGUUUGACAUUACAACAGCCCAUGGGAUAAGUGAUAACAAUGACUCCAACCUCUUAUUCUUGAGAAGGCUGGAGGUAGAAGAAGGAAGUCAGGCACCAUUGGAACCCAAACAUAUUAAGGUGAAUGUUGAUCUACCAAAGUUAGGCUUGCAUCCAUCUGAGUUCAUGUUCCGCAUUGAAGAGCAGCCAGUCCAGGGUCACCUGCAUCUUGAUCCUAGCCCUGAGCCUAAAGUGACGAUGACCUCAACUGGAGCAGAGGAGAGGCACUUGGCUUUUAGCAUGCUUGACCUCUGGCAGGGCCGGGUCUCGUAUGUUCACAGCGGCUCAGAGGAUCACUAUGACUACUUCAUGUUCUCCAUCUACUCCGGUUACAAGGAACUUCCUCUGUCAUUGACUGACCAUCAUCAUUUGUACCGUUUUGACAUCAGCAUUAGUCCUGUUAAUGAUGUGCCCGUGCUCAGCUUACCACAGGGAAAUGUUUUUACUUUACUCCAAACGUCCAAACGACUGUUUACAACAGAUGUCCUGAGAGUGUCAGACCCUGAUAGCAGUCAGUCCAACUUGGUGUUUAGCGCCAUGGGAAACUUGAACAAUGAGGCUGGAUACCUUGAACACAGAGAUCAGCCCGGCAGGGCCAUCAACGUGUUCUCCUUGUAUGAUCUGAAGGAGGGGAAGAUUAACUUUGUCCACACUGGAGUCUCCACGACCAGGUUGGCAUUCAGAGUCAGCGAUGGGCAGAUGGUCAGCAACCCUGUCAUUUUGAGGAUACUGGCAGUGGAACUUGAAUACAAAUUUGUCAACAACACUGUACUGGAGGUGAACCAGGGUGGAGCAUCAGUCAUCACCAUCAAUCAUCUUGCAGUACAAGUUAACGUGGCUGAUCAGCCAGUGGAUAUUCGCUAUGAUGUCACAGAGCUGCCGCAGUACGGUGAACUUCAGCGUUUACACUCAAGUGGUGAAUGGAGACCCACAACUUUCUUCUCUCAAAAACGUAUUGAAAAAGAACGGAUCAGAUACCUAAACACUUACCGUGCAAUUCAAACUCAGAAUGCCACUGACCGGUUGAAAUGCAAAGUCAGCGCGGACUCUAUUGCAGCAAAGACAGAGAUUAUUUUUCCCAUUGUGGUACGAUGGAUCCAUUAUAAGGUCACAAGAAGCAAAAUGGAGGUCAAUGGCGUUCUGAAAGUAGUUGUCACUCCAGAGGACCUUCAUGUCAUCACCAAGGGUGUUAAACUCAAUGAUAGUGACAUAUAUUUCAAACUUUUAACCAAACCCAAAAAAGGUCAGCUUUUCCUCAUUGACAAAGUUCUAAAGAUAAACUCAACCUUCAGCCAGAAGAAUAUCACGGAUGGCUUGGUGACCUAUGAACUGUUUACCAGACUGCCUGUUGACACAAGAGACAUUUGCAUCUUCCAGGCCUUCUCCACCAUUGCCAUCUCAAUGAGUCAUGACUUCAGAAUAAACAUUAGAACGGAGUCAACCGACUUCACCGUCUUAAACAAAGGCCUUUCAGUUGUGGAAGGGGGGACUAAAAUCAUCACAAAAAGUAUACUAUUCACUCACAUAGCAAGCAACCGCGAUGUACACUACAGCAUUACCGUGCAACCAAGGCACGGUCAAAUACGGAGAAUCAACCUCUCAAACUCGACCUCCAUCAACGACAACAUUGGAAUUUUCACCAAUCAGGAUAUCAUUGAGGAAAGGGUGAUGUACGUUCAUGAUGACAGCGAGACGAAGCAAGAUUCCUUUCGGUUUCAGAUUGUGGUUUACAAACCAACCAAAGUCAGCGGCAAGAAUGAGAACAGAAACCCAGUCGAACACACUGUAAACAUCACGAUACAACUCAUCAACGAUCAGCGACCAGUCAGAGUUGUUGACAAAGUAUUCCAUAUGGCCAGAGACGGGCAGAGGUUGGUGACUUUGAAUGAUCUUUGCUACCGAGAUGAUGACUCAGACUUUGAGGACGACUGGCUGGUCUACACUAGGAGAGGGAUUCCGAUGGGGGAGCUGGUCCUAACCAGUGCGCCCGAUCACAAACUGUACGAGUUCACACAGAGAGAUCUCAAGCAGAAAAAGGUGCUGUUUGUACACAGUGGAGUCAGUUUUGGUCGCUUUGUGCUUUUUGUAUCAGAUGGGAAACAUUAUGUUUCUACGUUGAUGGAGGUUAAGGCACAGGAUCCUUACAUUGAAGUGAAAAACAACACAGGCCUCAUGGUCCAGCAAGGUGGAAUAACGACUCUAACCUCAUGUAACCUCAGCAUCUUUAGCAACCUUGACAUCAGAGAUUCACAGCAACUAACGUACGAGGUCUUCCUUCCACCCAAACGUGGUGUACUUCUCAAGAAUGAUGGUGAAUCUGCAGCAGAGGCAGAUGCUGUUUCCUUAUUCACCCAGGAAGAUCUGGAAGCAAAGCGCCUGUUUUAUCACCAUGACGGCAGCCACGAGUUUUCAGAUGGCUUUAAUAUCACAGCGAGAGCAAAGGAGAAAAACAGAGAAGGGCAAUCACAUGAUUGGAGGAGGGAAGUGUAUCUAGACAUUGGCUUGCAGAUAAAAAUCUACCUUAAGAGUCAUCAGAGACCACCAAUAGUCAUCAAUAAUCGUCCAGUGGUCGUUGCGGAGGGGCACAAUGUCUCCUUAAAUAAAGACCAGUUAGAGGUCAUCCAUGUUGACAGCCAGCCUUCAGAGAUAAUCUUCACUGUCCAAAGCCCACCAUCUUUGGGCUUAAUUGAGAUGUUUACCUCUGAGAAAAAGCGGCGAACAAAAAACGAAGGACACCAACAUCGUUUCCAGAAAUUUAGAUGGGAGCCAACAACUUCCUUCACUCAGGAGGACAUCAACAAGGGUUUGGUCAUCUACUACCAGCAGACUUCAGGAAGCGCCAAUGAUUCUGCUCUGUUGGAGGCUACCAAUGGGGUCACCAAGGUUGGACCCUUUAAAAUGGCGAUUGAUAUUAUUCCCACGCUACUGCCUCUACAGGUCUCUGACUUGACAUUGGAUGAGGGGUCGUCUCUGCCGCUUACACCUGACAUAAUCACAGUUAAUAGUCAUCACUUUUCAGGGAGGAAUUUCCUGUAUCAAAUUGUUGUUCCACCACGACACGGUCACUUGGAGCACAGUCGGAUCCCAGGGAUGCCCAUCACUGCUUUCACACACACGGAGUUGGAGCGUGAAUACAUUUCCUAUAUCCAUGAUGGCAGUGACACAGUGAGAGACAACUUUACCAUCAUUGCCAAUCAGACAGAGAACCAGAAGCACAGUCUACCCUGUACCGUGCAGAUCAAUGUCACGCCUGUCAAUGAUGAGACUCCUGUUGUUACAACCAACAAUGGUCUAAAGGUUUGGGUGGAUUCGGUGACAGAAAUCUCAGUGGACGAUCUCAGCGCUGAGGACUCUGACAUGCCACCUGACAAGCUUGAGUUCAUCGUCACACCACCCAGUAAUGGCUACCUGGCUCUGAAGAGCGCCCCCUCCAAACACAUCUUAAACUUCACGCAGAUUCACAUUGAAAGUGGCCAGCUACUCUUUGCGCACAAUGGUGCUUUGACUGGUGGCUUCCACUUUCAGGUGAAUGACGGCGUGAACUAUGCCAAUCGCCAAAUCUUCAGCACUACAGCUCAUUCUUUUGUACUUACACUACAGAGAAACCAUCCAGUGGAGGUGUACCCAGGAUCUGUGACACCAAUAUCUGAGCAUGAGCUUCAGGUGAUAACCAGCAACCCCACUGAUGUUGCAAUAAAUGACACUUUGGUGUAUACAGUGACCAUUCCUCCAAAAUUGGGCCGCUUGGUCCGUUAUAUGCCAGACAACUCUACUCAGGAUAUUUCUACGUUCACACAGAGGAUGGUGAACUCUGGGGUUGUCUUGUACGAUCAGAACAAGCCAGAGUCAGUGGUAUGGUUGGCUACAGACACGUUUUCUUUCACCGUGUCUUAUCCUCCCAUCUUCCUCCCGCCAAACACCUUCACCAUUUUGAUCUCCUACCAGGCAAACAAACAUCUUCACUAUCUUCAACAUGACAGCAGACCCCUUAACAAUGCAGGCGCUGUGGUGUCGGAAGGUGGCAGGAUUAUAAUUGACACAUCUAAACUUGAUGCCUCCAAUCUCCUUGGGAAAGUGCCCAAGCCCUUCCAGAAAGACCACCAUGUUGUUUACCGUCUGACUUCUCUUCCGCGCCACGGCGCUUUGUCUAUCCAUGGCCGCAACCUCACCAGAUGCUUUGCCUUUUUUUCCAAAAGGGAACAACCAGAUUUUUCGCAGAUUGUAUUGAACAAAUUUGGCAUCACUUACAUCCACGAUGACUCUGAGACCACGAGUGACAGCUUCACUUUCCGGGCAUGGGUGGUUCCUCUUGAUGCCUCCUCCUCCUCAUCUCCGUUUUACUCAGCUUCCUCCUCCCUUCCAUCAUUAGACUUAGUGUCUCAUCGCCACGUCAAGGACAGCCUGGCUGUGACGGAGACAUUUAACAUUACGGUAACGCCGGUCAACGACCAGCCUCCACUGAAUAGGAAUAGAUCCCCGAGUUUGAAGGUUGUCGUUGGAGAGAGGGUCAUUCUCGGACCAGACAAUCUGCAGGUUGAAGAUCAUGACACGCCUCCGGAGGAGCUGCAUUACCUUGUAAUCAGCAAGCCCAACAACGGCUACCUGACGCUGGGUGAAAGGCCAGAACCAGUGACAUCGUUCACGCAGUACGACGUCAACCACGGCCGGCUGCAUUUUAUACAGCAGGGUGAGCCUUCAACGGGAGUUUUCUACUUUAAUAUAACUGAUGGUCAUCAUCGUCCGCUCUACAAACUGUUCAGUUUGGAGGUGAUUAAGCCCUUCAUUUUUAUAGUUAACAACACCGGCCUGUCAUUGGUUCAAGGCAGAACUGCUGUUAUCCUGACAAUCAACCAGCUCGCAGCUCAAACAAAUGGUCAAAGUCAGGCCAACAUAACCUAUACAGUAACCACCCACCCCCGGCAUGGACGCAUUGCCAUAAACGACCAAGAAGUCAUGACCUUCUGUCAUGAGGAUCUCCAACAUGGCCGUGUUGUCUAUCACAUGACUGAGCUCAGUGAAUCGGAGGACAGCUUUCAAAUCUCCAUCUCGGCCACGGCGUCGGGUGUCGAGUAUGGAAACGUGACAUCACAGACAGUGAAGGUAGUCGUGCGACCUCUCAUCUAUUUACGGGAACCAGUGAGAGUCCCCAGUGGCAUCGCCGUGAAACUGGGGAAAGCCAUGAUGGACGCCUCGGAGCUGGCGAGAAUUAGCAGAGCCGACCCGGUCUUUGAGGUUCUGGCUCCACCAAAACAUGGCAAACUAGUCAAGAUGACCUAUGACCCCAACAGAGCAUCAGAGGUCCUGAAGUCCUUUACAUUUCGUGACGUGGUGCAAGGACGCGUCGCCAUUGAGGAGACUCUGAGCGACAACGACGAUCAAAUCCAAAGUAACGAAUCGGCGCUAACAAUUGGCCACGCCCCCGCCACGCCUCUCAAUGAUUCUUUCGUCUUCCUGCUGAAGGCUGGAAAUGUCCAACCAGCGAAAGGUGAGCUUCACUUCACCAUCUUACCUCAUCACCAGAUGCAUCACGCUCCGCCCGGUGGGAAUAAAGCGGACGUGGCGAGUAGUGAACACAAGACGACACGGAGCAAGACCGCCGCGGGAGGGACGAGAGGAGGGGGGCGGACGCACGGCAGGGUGGAAAUGGGUUUGCACCCUCACAUCCUAACACACAAGAACCACAAUAAGACGCAUCAUAAAGUGAGGCCUCACAACCGCAUAGCAAACCACACGCACGGCGGGAAUCAUGGCAGCCGGUCAAAGUCCAGCCAUCCUCCGGCCGAGCCAGACCACGGCCCGGCACAGCCUCCUGACGUUCACCCCGUUCAGGUGGCGGUCCUCCCUCGACCUGCCUCGGACCCUCUGCUCAUCAUCCUGCCUUUGCUGGCAUGUCUGCUCCUCAUCGUGAUCCUGGUGGUGUUGAUCCUGGUGUUGCGUCACCGCAGAGAGAAGCAGGCCAGGAUGCGCCUCCUGCAGGAGCUCGCUGCUGUGCAGUUACCCGCCGAGGGCAGCCCGUAUUCGGGCGGGUCGGAGCGAAGCGUAGCUAUGCCCAGGGUGGUGGUCACGCCGCUUCGUACGGCCAGCUGCCCUGCCUCUCCCAGGGCACCCAUAGGCCCCAGGAGGCGCAGUCUGGCCCCAGGGAUGACCUUCUGGGGACCGUUUGAAGCUGAGGCUACAAGUAGCGAUGAGAAUAUUAGAGGUUGGGAAAGAGAGAACACUUUUGGUAGAAAUUCGUUACCAGCCAUUUCUGUAGCGUUCAAGUCUUCUCGUCGAUCUAAGCCCCCCAUGCUUAAAGACAACCAGUAUUGGGUUUGAUUGAUUGGAAUCAAAUACAAACUGUGCCUUAGAGGUGUGCACUAUUUACUGCUGUGUAGGAGGCACAUAUUUUAUGAACAACUUCAGGGCUUAAUGAUCUGUUUUGUUUGAACCACAUUUUAAGAAACACAUCCAAUAUGAAACUCCAACAAUAACAUUGGUAAAUUAUAGUAGUCGAGCAUUUAUAAAGGCAGAAUGUCUGCCCUGGAUUGUGCCUAAAAAAGCGUCCUGCGGGCUAAAUUCAAAAUGUGUUGCGGCAAUACACAAUCAAUGCGAUCAAUUGUUUGCUCGUUUUUAAUGUCCUUUGCUUUGUCUUAUUGCUUUGGAACAAAUAUGUGUAAUAUAAAUAAGUUUAUGUAUUUACUGUAUCAUGGAUAUUGCUUAAUAUUGAUAACAUGAUAAUGUUGGUACUUUUGUGAAUUCUUUUAGUGUUUUAUCUUGCCAUGACUUCAGUCUGAUGGUACCUGUAUCCUGGGACUUACUGUCAAGCAAGUUACAGCUCACAUUGUGACAAGUGACUCCACUGGUAGUUCAAUAAGUUUUAAAAUGUUAAGAAUUUCCUCCUCAAUUGUCUCCUUCACCAUGCACUGGUAAAUAUUUAUUUUUCAAUAAAAGACAAUUCAACAUGCACAUGCUUGAUUUGAUACAACUUAAAGUUUUGUCGAGCCCGUCAAAAAACAUCAAUGACCACUUGAUGAGCCCAUCCGUCCUCAACAGACCUUACACCUUUGUCACAAACAUUCCAUUUACAAACACCUCUGUUUGCAAACCUUUCAAUUCACAAACUUUUAGACCGUGCCAAACAUGCCUCGGUGUGCAAACCAUGUCUCUUUGUACGAACGUUUUUAUUCAGUCAUUCAUUUUGUGUCAAGCCUGCAGGCAAAAAGCAGGGCACAGCAUUAAUGGGGAGCUACAUUUGCUGGCCAGGACACUACUAGUCACUUCUCAGCGCUUCAGCGUGUGUGCUUUUUCUGUGUUUUUUCAUCUUUUGACAAGUUUUGUCUAUUUUGCUACAUCAAUAUGAGCCCUAAAAAGACAAAAGACCAGCGAUUUUUCUGGAAGAAUAUGCCAAAGUAGAUUUAUUUCACAGCGGAGAGGAAAGCUCCUCUCCUUCAGCAGCGUGUUUUUCAAGGGACAAACACCCCCCAGUAGUACCCCUCGUCGUCGACUUAUUCGAGUGAAAAUGGCGAGCAUUUCAUCACCAGAACAGCUGAGCUAGCUUCCCGGGUUGGCCGACAUGGUCUCACAAGAUGUAGUUUCUCUUUAAAUAUAAAUGAUAAAUAAAUGAUAAAUGGACUAUACUUGUAUAGCGCUUUUCUACCUUCAAGGUACUCAAAGCGCUUUGACAGUAUUUCCACAUUCACCCAUUCACACACACAUUCACACAUUGAUGUUGGGAGCUGCCAUGCAAGGCGCUAACCAGCAGCCAUCAGGAGCAAGGGGUGAAGUGUCUUAAUCCUUCUUAAAAAUGGCCUUGCAAAUACGUAUAUAUCUGCCACCUAAUCAACGAUUUGUGCUCCUUCUCUGCUAUCCCGGUAUGGCUAGUAUCCAAUCACAGUCUCAUUAACAUCAGGCUACCUAGAUCGGCUACUGACAACAACUGGAGAUCUGUUUGGCUAUCCCACAUGUAUCUCAACUGUAUAUGUUCUCAAGUUCAUCCGCUAACGGUCUUGAUGAGUAUCCAAUCACAGGACGCGUAAAUGUCACGUUCAACCCUAGGCCAGCUAGAAGGCCUUACUGACAACAACUCGUGAUCUGAUUGGCUAUGGCAACUGUCUAUCAACUGUAUGUCCCCGAUGGCUUACAGUGCACGAACGCCCACAUUGUUGAUUCUGAAGACAGAUUUGGUACAGCAUGGCAACAUAAGCUAGCUGAAUUCUGAUUGGAUACAAACUAAAACUAAAAAUAACAGCGCUGGAAGGCGCAUAAUAUGACAUGAAGAGAAUAUGAAUACUUUUACAUAUUUAGGGAAAGUAAAUAAAAACCUUUUUUUAUCUUUAUUUAUAAUCAUGAUUUCUGGUUAUGUUAGGCCAGCAGAGAAGGUCUUGCUGGUCCUGACGGCACAUCACUGCAAUGAAGGAUGUUAUUAUGCCAAAUUGACUUUUUUGAUGUUGUAACAGUAUAAUGUGUCCGUACAACCUGAGAGAAAUCUAUCAUCUCCCUCACUUAUUUACGGCACUUUUAGGAAAAGAGGCCCUCAAUAAUAAUUUUCCAUGAAACCAUGAAAGCCUCUGUGUCAUGAUGCUGUCUCGUGUUGUGAUUUGAUUAUUAUUCGCAGUUUAGGGUUCUGUUUUGUCCUCAGCGCUUCUGCCUCUGUUUACUUUUCUUGUUGCCUCAGGCACUGAUUGGACACACCUGUCUUCAGUUUGUGAUUAGUCGUCCUACCCGUCUCCUCAGUUAAUAACUGCCUUUUAUAAUCUUUAGUCACACAGCCUUAGUUGCUGGAUCAAUGUUCGCUAUACACGCUGGUUGUGAUUUCUUGUUUUUGCCACGCAUAAAGACUUUCAUGCUGUUCACCCUGUGUGUGUUUUGGCUUCACGCUAUGCUAGAGUCAAAGUUUUUGUAUUUUUUGCCUUGCCUUGUGGAACUAAAAUUGAUUUUUACCUGCGCACUGGUUCUUGCUUGUUUUUCUGCAUGCGUGAGAACACAACCAUUGCAGCUAUACGACACCACAAAGGCAACACUCUGAUCCACCGCUAGCAAGAUCACAGAAGAGAGUAAUAAAUAGAACGCAGGUUUCGCUACACACCUUAAAGCGGGGGUCAGCAACCCGCGGCUCUAGAGGCGCAUGCGGCUCUUUAGCGCAGCCCUAGUGUCUCC
This is a messenger RNA of Nerophis lumbriciformis (worm pipefish), 10481 nucleotides long. Its product is annotated as chondroitin sulfate proteoglycan 4-like. The record is from RefSeq and is a predicted model, not a curated record. Lineage: Eukaryota; Metazoa; Chordata; Actinopteri; Syngnathiformes; Syngnathidae. Gene Ontology annotation, biological process: anatomical structure morphogenesis.